Molecule: messenger RNA, 4631 nt
Organism: Parus major (Great Tit)
Lineage: Eukaryota; Metazoa; Chordata; Aves; Passeriformes; Paridae
Gene: SSPN
Product: sarcospan
Exons: 4
Coding region: 1292-1714 (140 amino acids)
Cellular component (GO): dystrophin-associated glycoprotein complex; sarcolemma
Source: RefSeq, a predicted model, not a curated record
GCUCAGAGCCGGGCUGCCGGGUUUCUCUCCGGUGUUCCCGGCGAGAACCGCAGGCGGGAAAUGUCAGCUGAGGCGAUCCAUAGCGACGUGUUUAUCCCCACCGCCAGCGCUGACCGCUUGCUUUUCGUUUGGUUCUGUUUCGCUCCCUUCCUUCCGCGGGCUCCGGCUCCUGGAGGUGCGUGACCUCCAAACCCGGGCUCCCACAGAAUCUGGCGGCUGGGGGAGGCGGGGGAAUUACCCCAAUAAACACUAAACACUCCCCCGCCUGCCAAAACAGAGACGGGAACCUCACAUCAUUCCUGUCUAACGACCAUGCUUUACAGACUCUUCCAGUCAAGUGGCUUGCUCCUCAGAACUGCCUCAAGUGGUAACACCCAGCAUAUUCCAGUCCUUUGCGAGGCCCCAGGAGAAGCAAAGCACUUCCUCACCAUUUUGAUGAAAACCUAAGGCCUUCUGCAUGCCUUUUUAUGGACUUCUGGGAGAAGAAGAAAGAGUUUUGGGUCAUGCAUAGAAGCACAUGUUCCUCUUUUUAAUAUUUUUUAAAUCAAGUGGAAAUCUGGGAUAUUUUACAGUCUUAGAAGAAACAGUGUGAAAGUCUUUAAAAGGAUAAACCUGGAGCAACAAUGUUGGACUUGCUGUAUAAGGCCAUAUGGUACUGACCUGGAUAUUUAUGGUGGUUACACACUACAGUGGGGUCCCAGGCUGUCACAAGGCCCAUUAGGAAAUGUAGUAGGAAAACACACUGGGCAAACAAAACUUGAGGGUUUCACUCUUCCUCUGUCCUUCCUUCACUGCAAAUACAGCUGUGGAAAGCUGAGGCUGGAGAAGUUGAAGCACAGAUCCCUUUCCUCACUGCUAGCUACAAAGGGGCAGAGAUUUGCAGGAACACUGAAUGCACCUUGAGAGCACUCUGGGAGUGGCUGCCUGGAAGGAAAUCAAGGAGCAGAAAACUACGAGAAAGAGGAGUGCAAAUGUUUUGGAUUAGCGAUAAGAAAAUACCUUCCUGAAGCACACAGUGUAAUUACAGUAAAUAAGAAUGUGUCAUUCAUCACUUCUUAAAUUAUUUUCCCUCAUUCACAGGAUGGUGGGUUUAUUAGAGCCUUGUCAUUUUGAGCUUGUUCAGAAUAAAGGAGUAGCCUGAGAGGUCAGGUGUGGGAGAGAAGCCAAGUCCUUCUAAAUCCAAGUGUGCAAGACAGGAGAGACAGUCUCCCUCCUCCGUGGAACAGAAACCACCCCAUUCCAGACACUUGGCCGCAGACAGGUCUGUGUGGUGGCCUUAGUGGGAUUUGUUAUGCUUUGUAUUUCGUACCAACCUGAUGAGAAGACAUGUGUGCAGUUCACCGUGAAGCUGCUGUAUUUUCUCCUGAGUGCCCUGGCUCUGGUUGCCUGUGUUUUGGCAGUGGCUUUUGCUGCACACCACUACUUGCAGCUGACCAAGUUCACCUGCGAUGCCAUCCGGGAGUCCUGCCAGUGCAAACUGGACACUGCAGACCCCCUGGGCCGGACCUUCGUGUACCAGGACGCGGCCGACUGUGGCAGCCUGACCAGCAUGCUCAGCCUGUACCUCCUUCUGCAGAUGGCUCUCAACCUGGUGGCAGCCCUGGUGUGCCUCCUGACAUGCUUCGUGGUGUGGAAGCACAGAUACCAGGUUUUCUACGUGGGCGUACGCUUCCAGCCUCUCGUGGCUGCUGAAGGCCACAGGCAGCAAGUGUAGGGUCUGGGCUGGCAGGGGGUUGUGGCCAGAGAUGGGAACUGCCACCACAGACACCGCGGAGGGAUGGACGCUUGGAAGGUUUUUGAAGAGGAAAAACGCUCACACAGCUUUAAUGAACAUAUUUUUCCAUCAUUUUAGGAGCAUUUUUCAUGGCUGCUCUUGCGAAAAGGCCUCUUGUGAGAUUAGCUAGAGGUCACAGAGUCCUAAAGAUGCAGCUGUACAAAUGCUCCCCAAAGAGGAUCUUUAAUAGCCAUAGAUAAAAUCAUUGCAAACUCAUCUGCAGGGCUACAGCCAUUACAAAAUAGGGUCCAUUUCCCUCUUGCCUUCAGAGGAGCUAUGCCAAUUUCUACCAGAUAAGGAUCUGAUCCAAACUGCUUAAUUAUAUCAGUGGGAACAUGCUUCAGGAAUAUAUCAUAUCUUGGUGCUCUGGGUGUAAUCCACACUAACCUGAUGGGAAUUUAACAUUCAGGAAAGUAAUGAGGGAGGUCAAGUCUUCUUCCAGUGUAGGCUGAGACCAACACCAAAGUGAAUAUAUUGACGGCUGCCAUAUAAAAUAUACAUAUAACUUUUCAGAGUGAUUAACGAUAUGGGCUACCUAACCUAAUUACCAAUAAACAACAAGUAUGAUUGAGUUCACGGAAGGUUCUUUAUCUCAAGCCCUACUUGAGGCUCCAGGCAGAUUUCUGAUAUUUGGGAGAAAAGAUCAGUUUAAGGAAUCUUGAGUUUCACUCCUGAAGUAGAGUAUAAAUCACUAGUCUUGUUGAAAACUAUGUCCCUAUUGCUCUAAUUGCUGGCUGACAAACCCAGAUUUUAGCCAGUUCCACCAAUUAUACUCCAAGCACAAAAGGCCAAAUGCAUUUUUGGUGUAACUCCUCUGAAGACAAUCAGCCUUACACACCAGCAGUGGAGUUGGGCCAACAGCCCUGAAAGAUAUAUUCCUGCAACAAUGAAUGUUUUUAAAAUGGGGUGGAGGGAGGGAAGCAUGAAGAGACUGCCAGUCUCCCAAAGACAUCUCUGAUAAUGAAGAGGGCAACAGAAUAAUGAUUUCUUAAUGAGGAUGGAAAAACAAACUGUAUUCAGGCAGUGCUUUUUCACCCUGAAAGUGCAGCUCUAGAAGUGCUUUACUCUUGUUAUCCUUAUACCAAGACAACGACGUUGGUUUGUCCCUUGAACUGCCAUUUCCACUUGCGCAGCACAGACAUCUAAAUUUAGGAGCAGUUCCUAAUUGGCAGCAUUUGGCACUGCCUCCUGAUCCAUAUCUGUGCAAGAGCAAGCCAGCUGGUGCUCACACCCUGCCAUGACGAGGGAUUUCCCGAUCCCAGCCAGAACAAGGAUGUCUCUGAGGUGGGGUGGAGCAAUCACAUGCCAGAAAAAUUGUGCCAUAAUCAUUAGCUAGGAGGAAGCAAAUGAAAUUUAUAUAAAGCUUCAAAGAAAAAAAACAACAAAACAGCCAACUUUCUGCAGCAAAAAUAGUCAUCAGAAAGUCAAACACCCAGACUGGCAAAAACCUAGUUGUCUAAGGAGCUCUAAUCCUACCAAAAAAACCUGUCUUCCAAAUGGUGAUCACACAUCACCCAGGGGCUAGACUGUCAAGCCUCCAGAGUCAGAAGAUCACAGCGUAGGGAAGUCUCCUGUGGCCCACCUAGAACACUGCUGGGUGUAGGGGCUGUAGCUUUAGUCAUGGAAAGUGCCUCUCAAGUAGACAUGGCAUCACCAAGGUGCUUUCUGCCAAGCCACAAAGCGAGGAGCUGCAAAACAUGAAAGGUUUUGAGAUAUGCUUCCAAAUGACCUUUCUUACACACCUAAAAGUAACAAUCACUGGUAAGCCUGGCUGCAGGGCACAUUUGCAAGGGUGCUCAUGUCACCACCCAUGCCAAGACCUCAGUCUGCCUCUCAGGCACUUCUGGGGCAAGCUGAGACAGGAGAGGAGCAGGAUGGCAGGCUGGUGAUGUCAGACUCAUCCUUGGGGCCAUCCAUGCAGAUCUGUCAGGAACCAGCCCGUCUCCCACGGCUCCAGUGCUGCCAGCAGUGCUCACAGACCUGUGCCAGGGCCAUCCUGCCUGGAGAUGGGUACACAGGGGCACCUCUCAACUUGUGGUGUGCCCAGGUUUGUCCCCCAUCCCACACAUGCCUCCAGCUGUGCUCUCUGUGCAAACUCAGGGCAGAGGAUGUACCUUCCUCAUACCUGCAUGGCCCUAGGUGCACCUGCCCCUCCCUCCAGCCAAAAAUGUGUGAUUCUCUCUCCACACAGAAAGUAACAAGAAGCAGGAAAAGGAUCAAAGGGAGUCUGAAUGAGAGCUGAGCUUUGGGGCCUCCUCCAACCCUCACCACGGCACAGAAAGAGGAAGGCUCUGCUGGCAGAGUAGGACGUGCUUCCCCCUUCCAUCCAUCCCAAAUGUGUCUGUUGUUCAGGGGAUAGCUUGGUGUGCAGCACUGCAGCCCUGGCCCAGCGGCAUUUCCACCAGAGCCGCCCUUUGUCUCUUUAAUCCUGUGACCUCUGUCUCACCCGCACGUCUUCACUGCCUGUCUCCCAUGGCCUCCCAGGUGCUGCCAUGGCCCCAGAGGCUGUGGGAUGGGGCUGGGCUGGCAGUGCCUGGCCUCUGCCUGCUCACCCCGGGCUGAGAUUUGCUGGGGCUGCUCUAGAGCACGGCAGACGCAGCGGGGAUGAUCACAGAGCUGCUGUGAACGCCUUCGGCGUGUCGGCAGGGAGGAGAAGGGAGGUCUGGAUAACAGAGCCUGCUCCGCUUAACAAGCAGUGAACCUCCAUAUCAGCUCACCCUCCUCUUCCAGCCACCAAUUCGGUUUGCUAAUCAGCACCAUGCAGCUUAACCCUUUGCUCUGGAAGAAAGAGAUAUUCAUCAUGUAUUCUAUUGGUGGUUUAUAUGCUCAAUGAAUAAAUACGGGGCAUUUCCAUCUA